This is a messenger RNA of Entrophospora candida, 187 nucleotides long. The record is from the annotation of a GenBank genome assembly. Lineage: Eukaryota; Fungi; Glomeromycota; Glomeromycetes; Entrophosporales; Entrophosporaceae.
AAACGUUGUCAUCAACAACAAUGAAAAAAGAGACAAAAAACAAAAAUUCGCAGCAGUUGUAAACACAAUCCAAACUGAUAACGAUGGUGACAAUACUGGUAAUGACAGUGGUGAUGAUACUGUUGAUGAGAACGAGAACAACAAUAUUAUUAAUAUUGAAAAUGAUAAUAAUCAUGAUGAACAAUAA